Messenger RNA from Microdochium trichocladiopsis, 669 nucleotides. RefSeq lists its product as uncharacterized. The coding region runs from base 1 to 669 and encodes 222 amino acids. Lineage: Eukaryota; Fungi; Ascomycota; Sordariomycetes; Xylariales; Microdochiaceae. The transcript has a single exon. The record is from RefSeq and is a predicted model, not a curated record.
AUGGCCGCCUUUGCGCUCUUUGGCACCUACUUCCUCAUGACGAACCUUGCCGUGCCUCUAUCCACAGCCAUUCGCAGUGGUGGUGACAAGACCACACUGACCCUGAGCGGGCUUCUCGGCCUCCGCAUCCUCGCUGUCAUCAACUUCCUCCUCCUCUCCGCGGCGUCAACACUCGCUCUCCUUCCUCGAUCAUGCACAGCAAGCCUCGCGAGCGGCGCAAAAGCUAAUCUGCAGAGUCAACACGCACAAUUGUCGGCAUCAUCUCAGCCAGAAAGGAAAGUCUACAGAGGCGUGUUCAGCCCGCACAACACCCAAAGACACCUCGCCCGUCUUCUCCUCUCCUCUGCCCUCGCCUCCUCAAUCACGUACAUGGUCCUGUUGUCCUACUAUAUCCUGGCAGACCCAGCCAGGCACGACUUCCAAGACGCUCUGCUGGGUUACUGCGGGGAGCUCACGCCUCUCGAGACCGCGGCGGUCAAGAAGGACUUGAAGCUGGCAACUGGGUUCUGGUUCACAGGGGACGCGGCUGUGGGCGCAGUGGGGAUCUUGAGCGCGGGCUUGAGCAUCUGCAAGCUCAGUGGGUGGCCCGAUGGCCAGCUUUCAGGCCGGGAACCGGAACGGAAUAGUGUGCAAAUCGCAUCUUCUCCGGCGGAUGAGGAAGUGUCAUGA